UGCAUGGCUCAGCAGUCCUAGGUGAUAUCUUUUCCAGGUGAGAAACCUAUGGCUUGGAGGAGUGGACAGCCACCCCUGUGGCUCGGAGGAGUGGGCCGCCACCCUUGUGGCUCGGAGGAGUGGGCAGCCACCCCUGUGGCUCGGAGGAGUGGGCAGCCACCCCUGUGGCUCGGAGGAGUGGGCAGCCACCCCUGUGGCUCGGAGGAGUGGGCAGCCACCCCUGUGGCUCGGAGGAGUGGGCAGCCACCCCUGUGGCUCGGAGGAGUGGGCAGCCACCCCUGUGGCUCGGAGGAGUGGGCAGCCACCCCUGUGGCUCGGAGGAGUGGGUAGCCAUCCUAGGGAUGAUAAAGGGGUUAUUGCAUCUCAGUCUUGCCUUACACUGGCUGUGUGACUAAACUUCUGAUCUUCCUAUCAAACCUCCUGAGUGGCUGAAGGUGUAUACCACCACAGUGCUGAGGACCAAACCCUCAUGCUAGAUUGAAGACACAUUCUCAUCAGAGUCCCACAACUCUGAAAGCGAGGAGCCAGGGCAACAAGGAGAGAGAAUUCUGAGAAGAGAGGAAAAAGCAAAGCAGCAGGAGAACUGGAGGAAAAGGGAGCAGAGAAAAACCGACAAGCCGGUUUGCAGCUAACCAGCUAAGCCCAGCUCUAGCUGGGGACAGAGACCAGAUACUGCAAGCAUCAGAACUGGAGACAUGCCCACCUUUGCUUCCCCGUUGCCUCUCACCACCAUCGGUUCUGAGAACAGCAGCUCCAUCUACGACUACGACUACUUAGAUGAUGUGACCAUCUUGGUUUGCAGGAAGGAUGAGGUCCUGUCCUUUGGAAGAGUCUUUCUGCCGAUCGUCUACAGCCUGAUCUUCGUGCUGGGCUUGGCCGGCAACCUCCUUCUCUUGGUGGUAUUGCUCCACUCUGUGCCUCGAAGACGGACGACUGAGCUUUACCUGCUGAACCUGGCUGUCUCCAACCUCUUGUUUGUAGUGACCAUGCCCUUCUGGGCCAUCUCUGUGGCCUGGCACUGGGUUUUCGGCAGUUUCUUGUGCAAGGUGACAAGCAUGCUCUACUCUAUUAACUUUUACUGUGGCAUCUUCUUCAUCACCUGCAUGAGCCUGGACAGAUACCUGGAGAUUGUCCAUGCUCAACCCCUCCAAAGAACGAAGACCCGGUUCAGGAACCUGCUUCUCAUUGUCAUGGUGUGGAUCACAGCCCUGGCCAUCUCUGUCCCAGAAAUGGUCUUUGUGCAGGUCCACCAGACCUUAGAUGGUGUGUGGCACUGCUAUGCAGAUUUUGGUGGACAUGCGACCAUUUGGAAGCUGUACCUGCGCUUCCAGCAGAACCUUCUGGGGUUUCUCCUCCCACUCUUGGCCAUGAUCUUCUUUUACUCCCGCAUCGGUUGCGUUCUGGUCAGGCUGAGGCCACCGGGCCAGGGUCGGGCUCUGAGGAUGGCCGCGGCCCUGGUCAUAGUCUUCUUCCUGUUGUGGUUCCCUUAUAGCCUCACCUUGUUUCUGCACUCACUGCUGGACCUACAUGUCUUUGGGAACUGUGAGGUCAGCCACCGUCUGGACUAUACAUUGCAGGUGACAGAGAGCCUGGCCUUCUCCCACUGCUGCUUCACCCCGGUCCUCUACGCCUUCUCCAGUCGCCGCUUCCGCCAGUACCUGAAGGCGUUCCUGUCUGUGGUGUUGAGAUGGCACCAGGCACCUGGCACUGCCCAUGCCCCUCCCUCUAGCCAUUCUGAGAGCAGCAGGGUUACUACUGCCCAGGAAGACGUGGUCAGCAUGAAUGACCUUGGGGAGAGGCAGGCGGAAGACUCCCUUAACAAGGGGGAGAUGGGGAAUAAUUAGGCCUGCAUGAUCAGCCACGGUCUGAGGGACAGCAUGACCAUGCCGCUUGCCCGAGUGGUUCUCAACCACUAGCAGGUCUUGCUUACUGUUACCUCUUCCUCCUGCUUCCUGGACCCCAUCCUCUCUGCUGAACCACUGCAGCUCUCCACUGAUCUCCGCUUCCAUCCUGGCGCUUCUGUGGCUUCCUGACCCCCAGCAGCCCGUGAGGUCCCAUCACUCACAGCCUUCACACCUUCAAGGGCCACGUGAUCAGUCUGUGAUUUCAUCUCCACUGUACUCCCUUCUGGUCUCUGGGUUCAGGGUGCACUGUCUUCCACUCGUUUCUGGAGCAUUCCAGGUUCAUUCCAGUAGGGAGAGUUCAGCUAUGCCAUCUUUCUGGAUACCUUCUUCACCAGCCUUUUUCCUUGGGAAGAGUUUGGCUCAUUCCUUCACUUCCUGGAGUCAUGGACCUCACCUUGUUGAUGAGGGAGGGGGGCCCCCGUGCCUGCCCUGCUUAAUGCCCUGUCUACACACCUGAUGCCCACACACUUCUGCACACACUAUUUUCACUCUGUACAGGGAAUUCUGUUCUGUUCCCUGCAGAUUGCCUUGAGCCCACCCACGCAGGCGAACUGCAGAGUAAAGCUCUCCGUGAAUGGCUUGCUGCUCUCCUCGGACUCGUACCACAGAAGCUUGUGUGUGGAAAGCCUUUACAAAGCUUCUGUGGAGUGUGAGUGAGCAUUGUGCAUUUCUGGGAACAGCCACAGUUUCUCCAUCCUCCAGGGCCCCUUUCUCUGUAGCUCAGACAGGAGCAGACUUCCUGUCUUUGUGUGUGGUCUGAAGGCACUUGGAGGCGCUCUAGCCAGUGAACAGCCCAGAGGUGCACAUCCCACAGGAGGAAGGCAGAAGCCAUCUCAGCUCUGGUCGUGGGGACUGUCAGUCAAGUUCAAAGCUUUAAGACUUUACAAAACACGUGUCUGUGAGCAGGCGUCCCCUUAACACAUCCUGCUGAGAAAACUGGGUAUCCACAUGUGGAAGAUUAGAACUAGAGUCCUGUCUCUCAUCUGGUACAAAGAUCAGCUAAAAUUGGAUCAAGGACUCUAACAUAUGACCCGAAGCUUUGAAACCAUCAGAGAAAAACACAGGGGAAACAACUAAAGACAUCAUCAAAAGCCAGGUCUUUCUGAGCAGAGCACCCAUAGCCAUGUGAAGUUAGAGUCUCCAUGAUACAAGGCCAGGGCCAGGACAGUUACAGAUAACUCAGCCAGCUCUCACCUCACAGGGCCCAAUAUUCAAAUUGUACAGGGAACAAAAAAGUUGACAAAGUCAAAUAAUCCAAUAAAAAAAAAUGGGUGAGUGAUCUGAACAGACAUCUCUCAAAAGAAGAGCCAAUAAUACAUGGAAAACAUUCUGCAUCCUUGUCCAUCACAGAAAUGUAAUCAAAAUGAUGUGUGUGUGUGUGUGUGAGCUCACACACUUGUACACAUACAUGCGCAUGUGCAUGUGA
This is a messenger RNA of Mastomys coucha (southern multimammate mouse), 3330 nucleotides long. It is a transcript of the gene Ackr2, whose product is annotated as atypical chemokine receptor 2. NCBI's taxonomy places the organism in Eukaryota, Metazoa, Chordata, Mammalia, Rodentia, Muridae. Gene Ontology annotation, cellular component: membrane. Gene Ontology annotation, biological process: chemotaxis; G protein-coupled receptor signaling pathway; immune response. The record is from RefSeq and is a predicted model, not a curated record. Gene Ontology annotation, molecular function: chemokine receptor activity. The transcript is spliced from 4 exons. The coding region runs from base 696 to 1844 and encodes 382 amino acids.